UAUGAUGUCACCCCGAAAUAUGAUAUCUCGGCAUUUGCCACUGAGGUGACGCCCAUAGUAGACAUUUUGGCUCCUGAAAUCAAGGAAAUUUUGGAGUCACUGCAAAAGUUUUCCUAUAUUGCUAAAGGAGAUAAGUCAGGAACCAACAUAGCUUUGGCCUUCAACAAAAUCUAUGAGAAGAUGAGCGCCAUGAGAACUCGAAAUGAAAAGGCGUACAAGGAGGUGCGGAACGUCAUCAUCAUCUUCACUGAUGGCAUUGCCAACAUGGGAGGGAGACCUAAAGACGUUCUGGACAAAAUCAGGGCAUUUGUGCAUUCCGUGGUAGGAGAAGACUUGGAAAAACACCUGGAUAUUUACGCAUUCGGUGUGGGUCCUGAUGCAGACACGGCAGCACUUCAGCAGCUGGUGUCUAAGAAGGAAAAGGAGACACAUUUCUUUAGACUGCAGGACCUCAACAUUUUGGAAAAAACGUUUGACGAAAUGAUCGACGAAGGGAAAACUGUGGGCUUGUGUGGUCUCUACAGAGGUCAUGGGGAGGUUAAAUCACGCCAAAGACAUCCCUGGUUUGUGAAGAUCUCAGUUAUUAGGAUGAGUGGUGGUAUCAAUUGCGUCGGCGCUCUGAUUACUUCCCGGUUCAUCCUGACAGCAGCCCAAUGUCUCAUGUCAGCGGACAAACCAACAUCGAUCUCGAUUACAACGGACAUCAAACCACAUUUGAAGUUGAAUGUUAAAAUGUUUAAAAUGCACCCUCAGUAUGAUAUCCGAGCGAAGAAGGAUCAGGGAAUACCAGAGUUUUACGAUUACGAUGUCGCUCUCAUUCAGCUGGAUAAGGAUGUGAAGUUUGACGUGAACAUGAGGCCAAUCUGUAUUCCCUGCACUAAGAUGACCAGUCAUGCCUUAAGGUUGCCGGAGACUGCGACGUGUAAAGAUCACGAGGACAUCCUCUUAAGAAGUAAAUUUGAACAGGCAAGCUUUACAGCUGCAACUACUUACAUAAAGAAAAAUGUCACCAUCAAGCUAGGCACUCAGAGGGACAGUUGUAUUGGAGAUGCUAUACAUGCAAAAGGAUUAAGGGUGACAAAAGCCAGUGACAUUGUGACAGAUAACUUCCUGUGCACGGGAGGGAUUGAUGACAAAAUAAACAACAUCGCAUGCGGAGGUGAUUCGGGUGGAGCUUUGUAUGUAGAAAGGAAGAAACGUUUGAUCCAGGUGGGGAUUACAAGCUGGGGUGUUGAAGAUUUGUGUAGAACCGACAAUACAAUUAUUUCUACAGAGCAUUCCAGGGAUUUCCACAUUAAUCUGUUUAAAGUUCAGCCAUUCAUCAGAGAAUACCUGGAAAAAGAAGAUGAAGAUUAUGGUCCAACAGCUUUUAUCAACUGAUCAAGUUUAGUACAGUAAAACCUCGGAUUACGAGCAUGAUUCGUUCCAGAAACGUGCUUGUAAUCCAAAGCACUCGUAUAUCAAAGCAAAUUUUCCCAUUAGAAAUAAUGGAAACUCAGAUGAU
Paramormyrops kingsleyae is the source of this 1504-nucleotide messenger RNA. The record is from RefSeq and is a predicted model, not a curated record. Lineage: Eukaryota; Metazoa; Chordata; Actinopteri; Osteoglossiformes; Mormyridae.